CUACUGAUACCAAGAAACAAAAAACUACUGAUAAUCAGAAGCAAACAGACUCGGCUAGCAAGGCAGCUAAUAAAACAAAGAAAACUUCUCAUACAGCCAAAAACCCCCCAAAAAAUAAGUCCGGUGGAACGAAGGCCAAAUCCCCCCAAAAAAAUAAAUCUGAUGGAACAAAGACCAAACAACCCCCCCAAAAUAAGUCUGGUGGAACGAAGAAGGCCAAAGAACCACAAACGAAAAAAGUUCAAACGAAGGGGACGUUCCAGAAGUGGAAGACUGAAUUCGGUGUUCCCAGGAACGAUCAGGUCUAUGUGUGAAGGCACAUCAUCAAUGGUUAAGGGCGUUAGAUAUCUGACAAACUUCAUGUUUUCAGAUGAUGAGCUUUUACAUGAAACUAUAUCUGGGAAGCGAAAAAGUGGAGAACAUGCAAGGCGACUUGAUCCCAGUAAAGUUACAUCAACUGUCAAUUAUGCUAAAGUACUUUACCCAGGUCGGAAUGAGGCUGACAUCCGUGAUGUCAUUGGAAAAAGGAAGUCGUACGCAAACAAAAAUCUAGUCGUGCUCCCAACGACACGCAACAUCGACCACAACCCCUCUAUCCGAUUCAACUUCCAAGAACAUUGUUUUAGAGAUAAUGCUGCUUGUUUCGAUUAAGUAUGUAUCAUCGGUCCUGUAAGACAAACGUAAUUAUUGUUAAAAUAUUUACUGUUACGAAAGAGAACAUUGUUGCAUUAUUACAUUCACCGUUCUAUGGAAAUGGGUUGUCAUAUUGUAUACAGUAUAACAAAGUUUGUUGAAUUCAUUGCUUUAUUUUUAUGUUUUAUUGUAUUUGUGUUAAAACUUUGGUCCAAUAUUGCAGGCCUUAU
This is a messenger RNA of Anneissia japonica, 863 nucleotides long. RefSeq lists its product as uncharacterized. The transcript has 8 exons. The record is from RefSeq and is a predicted model, not a curated record. Lineage: Eukaryota; Metazoa; Echinodermata; Crinoidea; Comatulida; Comatulidae. Bases 163 to 651 code for a protein of 162 amino acids.